GUUUAUGGGAGCUCCAGAUCCUCCCAUCCAGACUCAGAACUCCUCCACCGUCAAGCUUAUGCCACACCACACCCCCUGCAAGGAUAUGCAACAAAUCAUCAUCCAGGCACCUCUGGACAAGGCGGAGCAUGGGGCACAGGAAGGAGCUUGGGGCUCUCAGGCUUGUUUGAUACUGGACUACAUCAUGCCAGUCCCUCAGGACCAGAUGCUUCAGUUAUGAACUUGAUCUCUGCUUUGGAAUCCCGAGGUGCUCAGCCACCCCCCUCUGCCUCUUCCCUUCUCUCCCAAUUUCGCACCCCCUCUUGGCAAACUGCAAUGCACACUCCAGCCCCUGCAGAGCUAUUCAUUUCUGGUGCACUACCUGGCUCUGGCUCAUUUCCCUCUUCCUCUGCUCUGUCGGCAUAUCAGCACCCUGCAUCCUUCUCAGGGCGCUCCUUCCCUGGAGUGACCCCAUCAUUAUCUCUGCAGGACACGCCUACCUUCAGUCCUACUUCCAACGGUCUCCUGUCACCACAUGAUCCUUUGCUACACAUUAAAACACCCUCCCAGUCAAGUCUUGGCUUUGACCGUCUUCUGUCUUCACAGAGUGGGACUGCUUCAUAUAGAGGGCCACAAGAGCCCACUAGUGCUCCUCCACCACAAGCACCUGCAUCCUCCUCAACACGCCAUUUACCGCCUCAGUUUAACCUGCUGUCCUCACAACUGCAGGAUCAGUCCUCUCAACUCUACAAUUCCUCUGUUUUUUCUUCUGCACCCCCUCAACUGCCACAGUCCCAGGAAAGAGCCAUCCCUAGGCAAGACAGUGUGAUCAAGCACUACCAGAGACCUUCUCCUGGACCGUCUCAACUAUCCUCUUCCACACCUCAUCCCCUACAACACUAUCUUAGUUGUGGUGCAUCAGGAUACCAGCAGAUAUCCCAUCAUCGGCAUGGUUCCUCCAUAAACUGUAGCCCACUGGGUGAACAGAGCCCAUCAUCUGACCCCAAACCCUCUCCCCGAUCAGAGCAGGUAUAUCGUCCUAUUAUCCAGCCCCCGUACACCUCCUCCUCAGCUGGCUCGGGUGGUGGUAUUGGGAAAACAGGAAAGAGUUCCAGUUCAAGUAGUGGCUAUUCUUCCUCUGGCUCUUCCUCAUCUCGAACCCCUCACACUCCUCCUUCAGCUUCUUCCACCUCCUCUUCUUCCUCCUCUGCCUCUAAUCCUAAUGUUUCAUCCAGUACCUCCUCUGCACCCUCAAGGCAGCAACCACCACCCCAGUCAGCACCACCACCCCCGCCACCUCCACCACCAACAGUGUCAUCCUCUGCUACACAGCAGCAGCCACCCAAACCUUGCCUGUCUACAUAUGGCUCUCCAGUUGCACCUGUCAAGCCAACUGCUGGCCUUCCUGGUCAGACCCCACCACAGCAGCAGUCAUAUUCACCAAGCCAGCCACCCACCUCUCACUUGCCCCAGCCAUAUGGAGGAUUCAGUUCUCCACAGGCUCAGGAUCUUGGUUCCAGCCAUGGGGGGUCAGGAAAAGCUUAUGGAAAUCUUGGAGCUACGGGGCGUUCAUUUUCAGCUGAGGUGGUUUAUGGUUCUGAUUCAGGAUAUGGUUCUUUGCCACCAUCUCUCGGAGGGGCAGGGAGUCCCUCAAUGGGCUAUGGCGGUACAGGACAUUCACCUGCACUAAUGGUGUCUGGAGGUGGUACCGGUACAACAAGCAAUACCACGGGAUCUGGAGCAGGUAGUUCAGGAAGUGUGGGGGGUGGUUCAGGUGGUGGUAGUGCUAGUGCAGCAAGUGGUGGAGGAUCAUACCACCUCCCGGAUUCCAGCCCUUCACCGUCAAGUAAUUCUGGAAUAAUUCGUCCAGGUCUGCACUCUCCUGCCCCAACUUGCCCUGCACAAUCACCUGGAGGAAAUGGGGGCAACAAGUACCUAUCCUCAGUUCUUUCCCCAGCAUUCCUGGCUUCUCCACAAGGAUACUCAGACACAAGGGUGCCACCCCAGCAAACACAGUCUUAUCACACAACGCCGCCAAAAUCUAAGUCUGAUUCUGAGAUGCUUGGGGUAGAAAGAUCUCAAGAAGAGGAUGAAGAAGAUGAGGAUGACUUUUUGAUUCAGCACUUACUGCACUCACAAAGUCCAGCACCCAAUCCCUCCCAGCAUCAUUCUCAACAAGCUCAGCAAGUAGCUUCACAACAACCGCAGUCCCAGUCCAUUUCCCAGAGUAGAGAUGGAGGGAAGUCUCUCUCUGCAUAUGAACUGAACAAGGCAUCUGAAGAACGUUAUCAUCUACAGAGUGUCAUUCGGACCAAUAAUACCACCAACAAUGUGGCUUCAGUUGCUGCUGGCUCUUGUGGUCCAGGCACAGGUUUAGAGAACCAGUUGGAGAUGUCUCUGAAAAAGCAGCAACAUACUAAGUCUGAUAGAGUGCUUGCUGGAUCUGGUGCAACUGGAGGUCGAGGUGCAGUUGAUUCUUUGUCUCAUACUCAUUCCCAUGGUCAACAUGACUCCCUGAGUUCAGUGGUCCACUAUGGCAGAGGAGACCCUUACACUCAUCAAACACAUCAACAUCACCCUCCUCACCCAUCGCACUCGCAACACCCUCAGCAUUCACAGCACUCUCACCCCCAUUCAAUGUCCCACUCACAUAUAGAUCUUAAGAAAGCUCAGGAUCCUUCAGAAUUACCCUACCUACGAAAGACUCCAGACUUGCAGCAGCGACAGACCCAGUCCUCCCUUGGACUAAUGGAUUCUCCACCCGACCCAUCUCAGCAAACCUCCCAGGCUCACCUUCUCCAGUCUGUCCUUUCGCAUACCACUCGAAACAAGAUGGACAACCAACAGACUCCCUCACAGCAACAACAACACCCAAUGAGUCAACAAGCCAUGAUUGGACCAAAUGGGGUAUUAGGUACUGGUAGCUCUGGAGGAGUAGAUACUCAGCCACAGGCCUCUCAACUUCAACUCCAGCUCCAGUCCCAAACUAUGGAGGUCCACUAUGGACGUGAGGCCCAGCGAAACCAAAGCCAGUCAAGUCAGAAUUCUGUUUCACCACUAGACAUGCUAGAGAGAUCUCUCUCCAGGACAAACAGUGUGGAAGGGCCAGGGUCCACUGAUAGAGUUGGUGCAGGAGAUGGGAGCACCGUUGAUCAUCACAGACAACAGCAACAACAUAGGAUGUCCUCACACCAUCAAUCCCACCACUCUCAACAACCAUCAGCAGAGCUUGAUUUCUUAUCCGAGUCUGAUUUGAGCAUGUCAACCCCCUCUCAUUUGCAUCUUAUGGCCUCACACCAUCCACCCCCUCAUUCCCUCCAUCAGCCACAGGCACACUCUCACCAUCAACAUCCUCACCAGCACCCUCACCACAUGCAACUAGCUUCUGGACCUCCCCAGUCCCAGCCGAGGGAACAAGAGCCCCAACUCUCACAGCCACAGCUGGAUCAGCUCAAAGAGCAUCAAUAUGACACUGGUAGCCCUGUGGGAAAAACAGCUCAGAACCAGGGUCAGAGCCAAGAGCAGCAACAACGGUUCAUGCCACUGACAUCUAUUUGUUUCCCAGAUUCUCUUCUCCAAGAUGAGGAUCGUUCCUUUUUUCCAGGGAUGGAGGAUAUGUUCUGCUCUGAAGACUACAAGGCAAGUUGUGCUGGAGGAGGUGGAAGUGCAGGACAAGGGGGUCAGGAUGGUGUGCCAGAGGCACGUGGAACAGUACAAGAUGGAAUGGAUGCAGUUAAAGCUACAGGUGGUGGAGGUGCAUAUGACAUGAUGGGUCAUCAUGGGGAUCAGGAGUAUGGGCAGUAUUGUCACAGUUUGUCUGAAUCUGGCAAUGGCACUAUGCACUUAGAUCUGGACCCCUUGAAAUCCCAUGAACUCCCAUCCACUGUAAACACAGAACAACUAGGCUUAAUUCAAACUCAGGGCCCAGGCCUUGGGAUGGGCAGCACGGGACACGUAGUGGACGGAACUGGAAACAAAAUUAUGGGCUCUGCAGGUGUAGGUAGUGGUCCUGGCACAGCAGGGCUCACCUCACCAAUCUUUUGUUCCUCUAGACCUAAAAAACUUUUGAAAACAAGCUCAUUUCACCUCCUUAAACAGCGGAAAGACCCUAAUGCCCAAUCACAGGCUAAGAAGAACUAUGCUCAAGAAUAUGAAUUUGAGGAUGACGAGGAUAAAGCAGAUGUUCCAGCUGACAUCCGCUUAAACAGCAGACGUCUGCCUGACUUGCUUCCUGAUCUCGUUUCCAGUUGCAGAAAGUCUGGAAGUGGUUCAGGAGUUGGCAGUUUAAGCCCUUUGAUGGGUGAUUUAGAUUUCUGCCACCCCUCAGGGUACCCAUCUCUUGGACCUCCUCCACAGCUGCUCCCACAUGAUGGCCCAAAGAAAAGGGGGAGGAAACCCACCAAACCUAAACGUGAAGGACCACCAAGACCCAGGGGCAGGCCACGUAUUCGGCCUCUCCCCGAGCCUCCUUAUUGCAGGAACAUGAUGGGACCUGGUGGAGAGAGUAGAAGGGGCCGUGGGCGAGGAAGAGGGCGUGGAAGGAAAGAUGAUCAAAUGCUAGAAAUGCACAGAGACAUGAACAAGGGGCAGAACUACCAACAACAAGCACCUCACCUCCAUCAUCAACCACAGUUACAACAGCACAUGCACCACCAUCUACAGCAACAACAGCAACACCAACCACAACAUAUGCACCAACAGCAGCACCUACAUGUACAACAACUUCAUCAACACCAUCAACAACUUGCACAGCAUCAGCCUCAGCAACAAUACCAGGAACCCAUCAAACCAAUCAAAAUUAAGCUCCCUAUUCCUUCCAUGCCCUCAUCUGACUCCCUACUGAGGACAGACUCCCUGUCUAGUACAGAUCCAGUUUUGUCUGAUGGUUCGGUAGGAUCUGCACCGUCUCUUGGUUUGAGCCCAGGGCCCACUACCAUUGUGGACAUGAACAGAAUUGACAUGAAUAGAAAUGAUAUGAGCUGUGGUCAGGAAAAGAUGAAGCAGAAACCCCAAGAGAUGUCCUGGGAUGGAGACAUGGAUGACCAAAUGACCCCAGAGGCCUGGGCUACCAUGCAGAAGCUUUCCGGCUCAACGGAGGAGAAAUCUUCAGAGCUGAAGUCAGGUUUUAUAACUUCUUUUCUGGAUUUCUUGAAAACGGGGAAGAAGCAGCCGGGCACUGAAGCUCCAGCUGUGGAUGGGUGCACUUCCACAGAUUCCUCUUCAGUAAAGGGAGGCAUCCGCCCAUUAUCCCCACAACCACCUCCUCCUCCACCUCCCCCCUUUGGAGAGAACGAGAGUGAUGGAAGCCUGGGUCUCAGUAACUGUCCCUCCCCCUGUAAAAGACUUGACGAGGAGCUCAAGAGGAACUUGGAGACCCUGCCGUCGUUCUCCUCAGACGAGGAAGACUCAGUCAGUAAGAACCAGGACCUGCAGAAGAGCAUCUCAUCCGCCAUUUCUGCUCUCUAUGACACGGCCCACAGUCUCGCUGCCAUUCCACCUUCUCCUACGCCAUCGCCGCCCACUCCGCAGACGGGGUCUCUUAACACACCCCCACAACCUGAAUCUGUCCUGCUCACUGAACCUGAGACGGAGAUAAACACGUCACAGGAGCUGGAUUCGCUCUCACGGCCCAACCUGCAGGAGGAGGCACAUGUUCCAGGCAAGGGUGAGGAACGGGAAGAACCUGUGCAGGAGGUACAUGAAGACAUACAGCAGAAAGAAGACAGACAGACUGAAUGUGAGAAGGAAGGAGAGGAGUUGGAAGAAGACAUAAGUGAGAAGGAGGAAGCUGAUCAGAUAAGGACAGAGGAGAGCAAGCCGGAAGAAGAAGUUGAAGAGCCAGAGUAUGAAAUGCUGGGUGCUCCCAAGGUUGAUGGAUCUCCAUCCGAGCUUCCCCCUGCACCCCAUUCUCCUCCAUCUCUGUCUCCUUCUCCCCCAGCCUCCUCCUCCCCAUCCCCUCUGCCUCCUCCUCCUCUGUCUCUCCCCUCCCCUCUCCCAUCUCAAGAAGAGGAGCAGCAGCAACAGCCACCACUGCAUAAUUCCCUGCCUCCCAGCCCUUCUCCACCUGCUGUGGUGCGCACUGAAGAUAUUGGUACUCUUAAGCUGGCGCUUCAGACCGGACGAGAGCCUCCUCCAAUCUGGAGGGUCCAGAAAGCUCUGCUGCAGAAGUUUGCUCCUGAAAUCAAAGAUGGACAGCGGCAGUUUUGUGCUACCAGUAAUUAUUUGGGCUACUUUGGAGAUGCAAAGAUGCGUUAUCAGCGUUUAUAUGUCAAAUUCUUGGAGAAUGUGAAUAAAAAGGAUUAUGUCCGAGUGUGCUCGCGGAAACCCUGGCAUCGGCCCAGUCUCACACUGAGACGCCAGUCACUUCCUAAACCACAACCUGUACGUAACUUGACUCCACCUCGCAUGGAACGAGAGGGUAGAGAGAAAGAGAGAGAGAGACAACGGGAACAAAGGGAAAAAGAAAAGGAAAGGGAGCGAGAACGAGAGAGGGAACAGAUUGAAAAAUCUAGGAGAGAAAAGGAGAGAGAACUUGAAAAGCAAAAAGAGAGGGAGAAACAAAAAGAAAGGGAAAGAGAGAAGGAAAGGGAAAAACAAAGAGAGAAAGAAAAGGAAAAACAAAAGGAGAAAGAGAGAGAGAGGGAAAGAGAGAGGCAAAGAGAAAAGGAGAAAGAGAAGGCCUGGGAAAAACAACGAGAGAAGGAGAGGGAGAAAGUGCGAGAGAAGGAAAAGAAGCUCCAAGAGCAACAAACUCAAGAGAAGCUGGAGAGGAGAACGGCCGUUGUGGAGCGCGGGAGGGUCAAAGAGGAGAAAAGAGAUGGAGAGAAGAGGGUCGACAGGACGAGGAGCAGACCUGUGAAAGUAAAGGCAGAACCUCCACCUAAAAAGAGGAAGAAGUGGCUUAAAGAAAUGCCCUCUUCAUCUGAUUCAGUCUCCUCCCCUGACCCGCCCAGUGAGGAGGAAGUAUCCACACGGAGUGGGAUGAACAGUCGGGCCAUGAGAGAGAUGUUCCGCAGUUAUGUAGAGAUGCUGGUCAGCACUGCUCUGGACCCGGACAUGAUCCAAGCUCUUGAGGACACCAAUGGUGAGCUCACAUCGUUAGGUUAAACACAAAGUGCAUGUGCGGAGGAUAAGGGAGAGAAGGCUGGAGAAAAUAAUGAAAGGAGUUUAAUAAAGCAAAGGAGGCUGGAAGAAUAAUGAUAAGCAAAAGAUGCUUAUGCCCCAUUCACACGGGGCGUCAGCGUCAACGCCUCUCGUUUACUUUGAAUGGAGUGACGUCAAGCGUUGGUGAAAUGAAUUGUGGGUCCGUCGCGUUGGGUCCGUUGCUCGCGGUAGAAGUUGAAAACUUUUCAAGCACCAACACAGGCGUCAGCCAAUCAGAUGACCUUA
Molecule: messenger RNA, 7368 nt
Organism: Sinocyclocheilus grahami
Lineage: Eukaryota; Metazoa; Chordata; Actinopteri; Cypriniformes; Cyprinidae
Product: proline-rich protein 12-like
Source: RefSeq, a predicted model, not a curated record